This is a messenger RNA of Mus pahari (shrew mouse), 6500 nucleotides long. RefSeq names its product signal induced proliferation associated 1 like 1 (gene Sipa1l1). NCBI's taxonomy places the organism in Eukaryota, Metazoa, Chordata, Mammalia, Rodentia, Muridae. Gene Ontology annotation, biological process: regulation of small GTPase mediated signal transduction; activation of GTPase activity. The transcript is spliced from 23 exons. Gene Ontology annotation, molecular function: protein binding; GTPase activator activity. The record is from RefSeq and is a predicted model, not a curated record. Bases 916 to 6270 code for a protein of 1784 amino acids. Gene Ontology annotation, cellular component: cytoplasm.
GCAGCGUGCCUCUCGCCGCCACCCGGGGCUCCCUUCCCGCGUCCUCCAGCCCCGGUGGGCAGUUACCUGUCCCCUCCCCCGCGGCCACGCAACUCCCCCCUCCUCCCACGGAGCCCAGCGCGGUGCUCAGCAGCCGGGACUCUUCCCCCGGGCGCCGCGCGCCCGAUCCUGGGAGCCGGCGGGCGGGAUGGGGGGCUCGGGGGCGCGAGCCGGGCUCCGGGUUCCCGCACAAUAGUUGAUGCCCGGGGACCAGUCGCUUCGGCCUCCGCGGCGCAACGGAGCGCGGCAGCUGCGAGGCUGGUGGCGAGCGGCGCUGAUCCCGCCCCGGCGGCCCCUAACGCCGGGCGCUCGGAGCCUCAGAUCUCCGCAGAGGAGGCGGCGAGCGAGCGCGCCCCGACCGUCUGCACGCUUUCUCUUUCUCCCCAGGGAGAGCGCGCGGACGACGCGCCCCGGACGCGCGGCUGCACCGGGAAGCCCAGGCCAAGCGGUUUUGAGAGAUUGCUACAAUUUGGACUCACAAGCAAGAUUUACUGCAAACUUUGAGAUGGAGUGAGGUCAUAUGUCACUAGUGUGGACGCUGGUGUCUUAAGUCUGUGGCCAUGGCACCAGAACAUAGGGGAACAUGGGAUUAUGAUGACCACAGAGCCCCAGCGAUGCAAGUUCUGUUCAGUCUUUUCUGAAGGAAGCCUUCUGUUAGAGUGAAGCACAGGAACUGUUGUGGAUUACAAUGUUUGGAAGAUUUGGGUUUUCAGUCGUCUGAAAACAGGCAUCAUUUAACCUUUUAAAUGAAAAGGCUUAAGAUCUCAACACUACUGCUGUGUUUUCUGGAAGCCAUUCUCUAAAGCAGAAGUGCACAUUUAAAAUGCAAACAUGGUGAUCCUUUCUGCAGGGAUUUAAGUGAUCACGUUUUACAUCAUGACCAGUUUGAAGCGGUCGCAGACGGAAAGGCCUGUCACUGCUGACAGAGCCUCUGUUGUCAGCGCAGAUGGCGCCCCCAAAGUUCACACUGAUGACUUCUACAUGCGUCGCUUCCGCUCUCAGAAUGGCAGCCUAGGAUCAUCAGUCAUGGCUGCAGUGGGGCCCCCUCGGAGUGAAGGGCCUCACCAUAUCACCUCAACCCCCGGGGUCCCCAAGAUGGGGGUUAGGGCAAGAAUAGCAGAUUGGCCUCCAAGAAAGGAAAAUGUAAAAGAAUCCAGCCGUUCAAGCCAGGAAAUAGAAACCUCAAGUUGCCUUGAGAGCCUGUCCUCCAAAGGCAGUCCUGUGAGUCAGGGCAGUUCUGUUAGCCUCAAUUCCAAUGACUCAGCCAUGCUGAAGAGCAUACAGAACACCCUGAAGAACAAGACAGGGCCAGCGGAGAGCAUGGACUCCAGAUUCCUUAUGCCUGAAGCCUACCCCAGUUCCCCCAGGAAAGCCCUUCGCAGAAUUCGGCAGCGCAGCAACAGCGAUAUCACCAUAAGUGAGCUUGAUGUGGAUAGCUUCGAUGAAUGUAUCUCCCCAACCUACAAGUCGGGGCCAUCAUUACACAGGGAAUAUGGCAGCACAUCUUCAAUCGACAAGCAGGGAACAUCCGGAGACAGCUUCUUCGAUUUGUUAAAGGGCUAUAAAGAUGACAGAUCUGACCGAGGUCCAACUCCAACCAAACUCAGUGACUUCCUCAUCCCUGGUGGGGGCAAGGGUUCUGGUUUCUCCUUGGAUGUGAUCGAUGGACCCAUCUCGCAGAGAGAGAACCUCAGACUUUUCAAGGAAAGGGAGAAACCACUCAAGCGACGCUCUAAGUCUGAGACUGGAGACUCGUCCAUUUUUCGUAAAUUACGCAAUGCCAAAGGUGAAGAACUCGGGAAAUCAUCAGACCUUGAAGACAGCAGAUCAGAAGAGUCUGUGAGGCCCUGGACGUGUCCAAAGUGCUUUGCCCACUAUGAUGUCCAGAGCAUAUUGUUUGACUUGAAUGAAGCCAUUAUGAACAGACAUAAUGUGAUUAAGAGGAGAAACACCACGACAGGAGCUUCGGCAGCUGCGGUGGCAUCCUUGGUCUCAGGACCUCUGUCUCACUCAGCCAGCUUCAGCUCUCCCAUGGGCAGCACAGAGGACCUCAACUCCAAAGGAAGCCUUGGUAUGGACCAAGGAGAUGACAAGAGCAAUGAGCUCGUCAUGAGCUGUCCGUAUUUUCGGAAUGAGAUUGGGGGAGAAGGUGAGAGGAAGAUCAGCCUGUCCAAGUCGAAUUCUGGCUCAUUUAGUGGGUGUGAGAGCACAUCCUUUGAGUCUGCCCUCAGCUCUCACUGCACCAACGCGGGCGUGGCAGUUCUCGAAGUGCCCAAGGAAAGCUUGAUGCUGCAUCUGGAGAGAGUGAAAAGGUACACUGUGGAACACGUGGAUCUCGGCGCAUACUAUUACAGGAAGUUCUUCUACCAGAAGGAACACUGGAACUAUUUUGGGGCUGAUGAGAACCUCGGUCCAGUGGCUGUGAGCAUUCGAAGGGAAAAACCAGAAGACAUGAAGGAAAACGGAUCUCCAUACAACUACCGAAUAAUAUUUAGGACUAGUGAGCUCAUGACACUGCGAGGGUCUGUCCUGGAGGAUGCCAUUCCCUCCACGGCCAAGCACUCAACAGCCAGGGGAUUGCCUCUGAAAGAGGUGCUGGAACACGUGAUCCCAGAGCUCAACGUGCAGUGCCUGCGCUUGGCCUUCAACACACCCAAAGUCACAGAGCAACUCAUGAAACUGGACGAGCAAGGGCUCAACUAUCAGCAGAAAGUAGGCAUCAUGUACUGCAAAGCAGGCCAGAGCACUGAGGAGGAAAUGUACAACAACGAGUCUGCGGGCCCAGCCUUUGAGGAGUUCCUUCAGCUGCUGGGGGAACGAGUCCGGCUAAAAGGAUUCGAGAAGUAUCGUGCACAGCUUGACACCAAAACUGACUCCACUGGAACCCACUCUCUGUACACAACUUACAAGGACUAUGAGAUAAUGUUCCAUGUCUCCACCAUGCUGCCCUACACACCUAACAACAAGCAACAGCUCCUGAGGAAGCGGCACAUUGGGAAUGACAUUGUGACAAUAGUUUUCCAAGAGCCUGGAGCACAACCAUUCAGCCCGAAAAACAUCCGAUCUCACUUUCAGCAUGUUUUUGUCAUUGUCCGGGCUCACAACCCCUGCACCGAGAGUGUCUGUUACAGUGUGGCAGUCACCAGGUCCAGAGAUGUGCCUUCUUUUGGACCUCCCAUCCCUAAAGGGGUCACCUUCCCCAAGUCAAAUGUGUUCAGGGACUUCCUUUUGGCCAAAGUGAUUAAUGCAGAAAAUGCUGCUCAUAAAUCAGAGAAGUUCCGGGCCAUGGCGACAAGGACCCGCCAGGAAUACCUGAAAGAUCUGGCAGAAAAGAAUGUCACCAACACACCUAUUGACCCUUCUGGCAAGUUUCCGUUUAUUUCUCUGGCCUCCAAGAAGAAGGAAAAGUCUAAGCCUUACCCAGGAGCUGAGCUCAGUAGCAUGGGGGCCAUUGUGUGGGCGGUCCGGGCCAAAGACUACAACAAGGCCAUGGAGUUCGACUGCCUCCUUGGGAUCUCCAGCGAGUUCAUUGUCCUCAUUGAGCAGGAGACAAAGAGCGUGGCUUUCAAUUGCUCCUGCAGAGAUGUCAUAGGGUGGACUUCCAGCGACACCAGCCUCAAGAUCUUCUAUGAGCGGGGAGAGUGUGUGUCUGUGGAGAGCUUCAUUAGCAGUGAAGAUAUCAAAGAGAUUGUCCGAAGGCUGCAGUUUGUUUCAAAAGGUUGUGAAUCAGUGGAAAUGACUCUGCGAAGAAAUGGGCUGGGACAGCUUGGCUUCCAUGUCAACUAUGAGGGCAUCGUGGCGGAUGUAGAACCCUACGGCUACGCAUGGCAAGCAGGUCUGAGGCAGGGCAGCCGCCUGGUGGAGAUCUGCAAGGUGGCGGUGGCCACCCUGAGCCAUGAACAGAUGAUCGAUCUCUUGAGAACAUCAGUCACAGUGAAAGUUGUCAUUAUCCCUCCUCAUGAUGACUGCACUCCACGGAGGAGUUGCUCAGAAACCUACCGCAUGCCAGUGAUGGAGUACCAGAUGAAUGAAGGCAUUUCCUACGAGUUCAAGUUUCCCUUCCGGAAUAAUAACAAAUGGCAGCGGAAUGCCAGCAAGGGUGCUCAUUCGCCCCAGGUUCCAUCUCAGCUGCAGAGUCCCAUGACUUCACGUCUGAAUGCUGGGAAAGGAGAUGGGAAAAUGCCCCCUCCAGAAAGAGCCGCCAACAUCCCUCGAAGCAUCUCCAGUGACGGGCGCCCACUGGAAAGGAGGCUGUCUCCUGGUUCGGACAUCUAUGUGACAGUCUCAUCCAUGGCUUUGGCGAGAUCCCAGUGCCGUAACUCCCCCAGCAACCUGUCUUCUUCCAGUGAGACUGGCUCUGGGGGUGGAACCUACAGACAAAAAUCCAUGCCCGAAGGGUUUGGGGUGAGCCGAAGAUCCCCAGCUUCCAUCGACAGGCAGAACACCCAGUCAGAUAUUGGCGGCAGUGGAAAAUCCACACCCAGCUGGCAGAGAAGUGAGGACAGCCUUGCCGACCAGAUGGAGCCGACGUGCCAUCUCCCAGCGGUAUCUAAGGUACUGCCUGCUUUCCGAGAGAGCCCCAGUGGGAGAUUGAUGCGGCAGGAUCCAGUGGUUCACUUGUCUCCAAACAAACAAGGCCAUUCUGACAGCCACUACUCCAGCCACUCGAGCAGCAACACGCUCUCCAGCAACGCCUCGAGUGCCCACAGUGACGAGAAGUGGUACGAUGGGGACCGCACGGAGUCUGACCUCAACAGCUACAACUACCUACAGGGCACGUCUGCUGACAGCGGCAUUGACACUGCCUCCUAUGGCCCCAGCCAUGGCAGCACGGCCUCCCUGGGGGCUUCCACGUCCUCACCUCGUUCAGGGCCGGGCAAAGAAAAGGUGGCGCCCCUGUGGCACAGCUCCAGUGAAGUGCUCUCCCUGGCAGAUCGGACCUUAUUAGAGACUGAAGGCCAUGGCAUGGACAGGAAAACAGAGUCCUCCCUGAGCCUGGACAUCCACAGCAAGAGCCAGGGCGGGUCAAGCCCGCUGAGCAGGGAAAACAGCACCUUCAGCAUAAACGAUGCUGCAUCUCACACCAGUACCAUGAGCUCCCGACACUCUGCCAGCCCAGUGGUAUUCUCCAGUGCCAGAAGUUCACCCAAAGAGGAGCUUCACCCCACCACAUCCUCCCAGCUCGCACCGUCCUUUUCCUCUUCUUCCUCAUCCUCCUCUGGACCUAGGACUUUCUACCCUCGCCAGGGCGCCACUAGUAAAUAUCUGAUUGGAUGGAAAAAGCCAGAAGGAACCAUUAACUCCGUGGGAUUUAUGGACACACGAAAGCGACAUCAGAGUGAUGGCAAUGAGAUAGCCCACACUCGGCUUCGAGCCUCAACCAGGGACCUGCGGGCCUCCCCAAAGCCGACCUCCAAGUCCACCAUCGAGGAAGAUCUAAAGAAGCUCAUUGACCUAGAGAGCCCGACUCCCGGAUCACAGAAGGAUUUCAAGUUCCAUGCACUGUCCUCCCCACAGUCCCCGUUCCCCACCACCCCUACCUCCCGGCGGGCCCUGCACAGGACUCUGUCAGAUGAGAGCAUUUACAGCAGCCAGAGGGAGCAUUUCUUCACCUCCAGGGCUUCGCUUCUAGACCAAGCCCUGCCCAACGAUGUCCUCUUCAGCAGCACCUACCCAUCUCUCCCCAAGUCACUUCCACUGAGGAGGCCAUCUUACACGUUGGGAAUGAAGUCAUUGCAUGGAGAGUUCUCUGCCUCGGACAGCUCCCUCACCGACAUCCAGGAGACCCAAAGGCAGCCUAUCCCUGACCCUGGCCUGAUGCCCCUGCCUGAUGCAGCUUCAGACUUGGAUUGGUCCAACCUAGUAGAUGCUGCCAAAGCCUAUGAGGUCCAGAGAGCCUCAUUUUUUGCUGCUAGUGAUGAAAACCAUCGCCCCCUGAGCGCGGCCUCCAACAGUGACCAGCUGGAGGAGCAGGCACUGGUCCAGAUGAAGUCCUACAGCAGCAGUAAGGACUCCUCUCCCACUCUGGCUUCUAAGGUGGACCAGUUGGAAGGUAUGCUGAAAAUGCUUCGAGAAGAUUUGAAGAAGGAGAAAGAAGACAAGGCCCACCUGCAGGCAGAAGUUGAGCACUUGCGGGAGGACAACCUGAGGCUGCAGGAGGAGUCCCAGAACGCCUCGGACAAGCUGAAGAAGUUCACAGAGUGGGUCUUCAACACCAUAGACAUGAGCUAGGGCCAGCUGAGGGGAAACGAGAAAGGGACAGGCUGCUCUAUGUGGGCCCCUAAAGCACCCAUUCACGUCUUGGAAAGUAUUCUCAGAGUCCCCAGCUUCCCAGCCUGUUCAUAUCGGACAGUGCACAGCACAACAAUUGCAGAUCAACAAUCAUUAUCUGCCUUUUUUAGAAAAGAAAAACAAAAAAAUUAAAUAAAAAUUUUAAAAAGUAAAAUAAAAGUUUAACUGCU